GGCAGCCUGAGCACAGUUGGCUCUGUCCUUGGAUGGCCCUCCUCCAGAGCAGCAGGCCGCCCUAGUGGUCACUCCUGGAAGCAGGGGAAGGAGGAGUUUGGAGCUUCUUCAGAGCCUCUCGGGCACCUUAGGACAGACUCAACUGGCUGCUGGGCGGCUAUCCCACCUGCACCAGGCCAGGCGGCGAGGGGGCCUGGGGGCGAGGGCGGACGGUCCGGUGCUCCUGCUAGUCGUUCUGGGCAGCAGGCCGGGCACUCACCAGCUCCCUGACCCCCAGGAAGCCCGCUCUGGGUGCCGGCAGCCCUGUCCAUGGCAUUCACCGAGCUCUUGGAGCAAGCUGGGGGCGUGGGCCUCUUCCAGGCCCUACAGGCCCUCACCCUCCUCCUCCUUUCUGUCUGGGUCCCCUUCCAAUUUCUUGUGGAGAACUUUUCGGCUGCAGUCCCAGGCCACCGCUGCUGGGCUCACGUGCUGGACAAUGGCUCUGGGGCCCCUGCAAACCUCACCCCCGAGGCCCUCUUGGCCGUCUCCAUCCCACUGGGCUCCAACCGUGAGCCCCACCAGUGCCUGCGCUUCCGCCAACCGCAGUGGCAGCUCCUGGACCCCAACGCCACGGCCACCAACUGGAGUGAGGCUGCCACAGAGCCGUGUGUGGACGGUUGGGUCUACAACCGCAGCACCUUCACAUCCACCAUCGUGACGGAGUGGGACCUGGUGUGUGACCACCAGAGCCUGAAGCCCCUAGGCCAGUCCAUCUACAUGGCCGGGACCAUGUUGGGGUCCAUCGCCUGGGGCCUCCUCUCCCACCGGCUUGGGCGGAAGCCAAUACUGAGCUGGUGCUGCCUUCAGGUGGCCGUGGCCAACAUCAGCACCAUCGCUGCCCCCAGUUUCCUUGUCUACUGUGGUCUCCGAUUUUUGAAUGCUUUGGGUUUGGCUGGCAUCAUCUUGACCUCAAUGACGCUCAUGGUGGAGUGGACCACGACCUGCAAGAGGGCCAUCACCAUGACAAUGCUGGGAUGCAGCUACAGCAUAGGCCAGACGGCCCUGGGCGGCAUGGCCUUUGCCCUGCGGGACUGGCGAGCCCUCCAGCUGGCCGUGUCUGUGCCCUUCUUUGUCAUCUUCCUGAUGUCCUGGUGGCUGCCAGAAUCUGCCCGAUGGCUGAUUAUCAUGGGCAAACCAGAUCAAGCCCUUCAGGAACUCAAAAAGGUGGCCAGAAUAAAUGGCCACAAGGAAGCCCAAAAGACACUGACCAUAGAGGUGCUGAUGUCCAGAAUGGAGGAGGAGCUGGCCUCCACCAAGGCCCGCCAGUCAGUGCUGGACCUGUUCCGAGUGCCCGCGCUCCGCUGGAGAAGCUGCAGCCUGCUGGUGGUGAACUUCUCCCUCUCCUUCUCCUACUACGGGCUGUUCCUCGACCUGCAGAACCUGGGGAGUGACAUCUUCCUCCUCCAGGUCCUCUUCGGAGCCGUGGACUUCCUGGCCCGGACCACCACCACCUUCCUGCUCAGGUUCUUCGGCCGCCGCACAACCCUGGCCGGCUUCCUGGCCAUGGCUGGCCUCGCCAUCCUGACCAACAUGCUUGUCCCACAAGAUUUGCAGACCCUGCGUGUGGUCUUCGCUGUGCUGGGAAAAGGAUGUUUUGGCAUAAGCUUAACCUGCCUCAUGGUCUACAAGCCGGAACUCUUCCCAACUUCACUGCGGAUGACAGCAGAAGGCUUCCUGCAUUCAGCAACUUGGCUGGGGUCUGUGAUGGGCCCCCUGAUCAGGAUGACCCGCCAGGUCCUGCCCCUGCUGCCCGCGAUUUCCUACGGUGUCCUCCCCACUGCUUCCAGCCUCAUUGUCCUCUUCCUCCCGGAGACCCGGGGACUUCCACUCCCGGACACCAUCCAGGACCUGGAGAGACAGAGAUCGGUGGCAGCCCCGGGCAGCCAGCAAGAGGAAGUCGUUGCAGAAAGCACCAGGUUCUAGAAAUUCUGCCUGCGGGAGUCCUUUUGGCCAACUGGUGUCUUCUGUGAUCAGAAGGUGGAAGCAAUCUGGGCCCAGCGGCCACUGUGGCUGCUCCACCACUCACUUCUGCUCUCCCUGCUCCGUGAGACCCUCCACCUGCCUCCACCCCCCACAGACAGCCAUGCCCCGCCGGGCUGCCCCCAAGGCCUCUCCCUUCCCUGCCAGACGCGGUCUUUGUACUCAGCCACCCUCUCCUCACUUCUCAGAACCUGGCACUUCGGGUGUCUCACCUCCCAGUUUCCAGAGUGAAUUGUGGGACAGAAAUGGCGGGUCCCAGACAGACCUGGUUCCAGUCUCUCCCCUGACUUUCACAGAGUCCUCCUCAGUACUCUGUGAAAUGGGACUCACCAUGCAAUCUACCUCCCCGAGUGGGUGACGGGUUAGCAGAUUGUAGCACAGAUCAGAGUCCAACCAAUAGGAGCUGCUACCAGAGCUGCAGGGGGCGACAUCUGGGUGGUGUCCCGUCCUCGGGCACAGCCCAGGAGGCAUGUGGAGCUGAAACCCAGCCAAGGCUCCACCCCAACAGGGUUGUGUUCACACAAAGUAAAGAGCUAUUUUAAUCUCCUCCUGUUUACACUGUUGGUGAUGGAGGCCUCCUGCCCUGUGAUUAUGUGGUUACGGGAAAGGCCUAACACGUAACACCUAACACUGUACAGGGGAGGUGGACUGCAGUUUAUUAAUCUCAUAUACUCACAGCCCAGGGAGGUGGACACUGCAUACCAAGCAGGGUCACAUGAGUUGCUCUCAGGAACAGAGAGAACCAGUAAAGGCAGCAGGAGGUGUGCUUUGUAGAAUUAGGAGAGUGAGGUGGGGACCCCUGGUUCCACAGGAGCAUGUGAUUGGCUUGAGUCACUCCACAGGUUGGCAGGGAACUGACUCCUACUGCUCAGGGAUGACAGGACCUGUGCUGUCCCUUGAUGAGAAGUGUUCUUGCCUGGGGGGCCUUACCCUCAGGAGCAGAGUGGAGAGGGGGACCUAUGGUUAGGCCACUAGACACCCUCUUGGUUUCACCAGAUGUCAAGGCAACACAGAAUAUUGGGCCUUAGUUUUAGGCCUUAUGCUGCAAGGCAUCCUUUUUGUUUGUCUGUCUCCUGGGGUCACCUUUUCCCAAUUCAUGCAGACCCUCCCUUUUUGAGCAGCAGCCCAGGGCGUUAAAACGAUGACAUCACUGAGGUGGAUCACCUAAUUUAGAGGUGAGGAAACUAAAGCCCAGUGGGUGGAGUGACAUGAUCAGUCACAUAGUUGAACGCUGGCCUGACUCCCAGUCCGGGGCUCUUUCCAGCACACCAGGCUCCUUGUGCUUACCUGCACCCCUCCAUGCUCUGAUAUCUGCAGCUCCGUCACAAAGCUGUACCUUUCCCCAGAGAUCUAAACCCUUUAGACAACAGCCCACUCUCCUUGGAUGACUCAGAGAUACCUCAAGCCCCAGGUUCUCCAUCCCAGGCAUACCAAUUUCCCUCUCUCACAUCUGAUGCACACCAGACCAAUCAAGCACAAUUCCAGUUAAAUUCCCAGUCUGCUUAAUGGUGACUCAUGAUAAAGAUCAUACUUCCCCUGCCAACAGGCCCUGUGGGGCCCCAGCCUUACUUCACAUGUAAUAAAUUUAAAAGGAUUCAAAUCACACAAA
Molecule: messenger RNA, 3628 nt
Organism: Camelus dromedarius (Arabian camel)
Lineage: Eukaryota; Metazoa; Chordata; Mammalia; Artiodactyla; Camelidae
Gene: SLC22A11
Product: solute carrier family 22 member 11
Exons: 10
Coding region: 310-1962 (550 amino acids)
Biological process (GO): transmembrane transport
Cellular component (GO): membrane
Molecular function (GO): transmembrane transporter activity
Source: RefSeq, a predicted model, not a curated record